AUGUCGGGCAAUGUCACUAAUGCGACCAUCACGACGGAAACAUGUGCAUACUGGAUGGAGGAAGGAGCAAUCCCAGAAGCCGAUAGCGAGAUCUCUGGCGUAGGUGCGAUACUGGCGUUUUUACUCAGCGCCUAUAUCACGUUCGCAAUUGUGCUGGUCUCAUAUUUACUGGGCUCAAUCGAUGCAAGUCUCUUGCGACCUGUGGACUUUUAUGUCCAUCGACUUCCAUCACAGCGACGCACGAGUCCUUCAUGGCAUAAGGCAUUGCAACAAUGUGUUCUCCUCUUCAGCGACCAACAGAUCGUCACUGGUAUCGCCAUCUGUAUUGCGGGUUUCAUAGGCUUACAUGGCCGUAUCUCCGUGUAUCACUUCCAAACAGUCAUCAUGCUGGCUUGGAUGUCAAGCUCGGUCCACCUUUCGGCUCUCACAAUGCUAGGAGACUAUUUUCGCAAGCGGCCUGCGGUGCUGGGUUGGCGUAUCGUCGGUAUGCUAGUGCUACUAGUCCUACUACUUGUGGCUCUGGUACCUACCGCAUCCAAUCUUUGGGCACUCUGGUGGGGUCCGGAUCAAGAGACACAUGAUGUACGAACCAGCUGGGCGAUCCCAGCUAAAUGCUUCUUCUUCAAAACUUGGGGUGAAGGUGUUAAUCCAGAUGCGCCUUUAGCCUACCUGAUUCUCAUCACAUCGUAUAUCUGGAAGAUUGGUGCGUUGUUCAAAAGCUCUCGAAACAUAUUUCACCGUCGAAUCAGAGGACCUACCGAAUACUUGCUAGAGCGGAGAUUACAUGCCGAAGCGCUUAAAGCUCCAAGACGGCGCGCAAAGCGAUACACUCUGUCAUGGAAGUAUCAUGCAGCAAUGACAGUCUACAUAAUCUCCUUGGCGAUCUUCGAGUUUGCUGCGUCAUUUGCUGCAUCUCUGUGGUUGUCGUAUGUUGGUCUGGUCUACGGUACCAUCCAGAUUGUCAUUCCACGUCAGCAAAACGCUUGGUGGAACAAANAGGAGGAUGAGUGGACGUUUGGUCAGAUUGUACCUCUUGUUUUGCUCAUCCAACCGCUGGGUGCGAUCCUUGAGAACUACAGAGGGCGCAAGCACAAGAAGAAUUCUGAUCGCGCCUCUCUCGACAGCGAGGACGAGGAAGAAUCCUACGAGCUCGGUUCCAUGUUACCACAUCGAAACACCUUGGACGAUCCACAGACCUUUUCAGCAAUGUUCGCUGCGCUCGAGGUUUUGAGACCCUCUCAACGUUCAGUGGAAACACUGGAACAUCAGAUACCAUUCUACACUUCGACACUGUUCGCUACCAUUAUCGUCUGGAUGCAGAUCGGUGUAGCAGUAAUCUCUUCCGUCGUUUUCUGGAUUGAUGCUGACAGCAUCGGCUAUAUCACGAGCCACAACUACUACUUUGUGCUCAUCGGUGUUGGGUCUUGUCUUGGUGCUAUGAUCAUAUGGACGCUGGCAUCUAUACCUUUUAGCCGGGUGUUCAAGUAA
Messenger RNA from Aureobasidium musti, 1488 nucleotides. The record is from the annotation of a GenBank genome assembly. Lineage: Eukaryota; Fungi; Ascomycota; Dothideomycetes; Dothideales; Saccotheciaceae.